AAAAAUUUAAUUGACAUGAAUCCAGAAUUGGUGGAGGGUUAAAGAUCUAGCAUGGUAAGUUUAUACUGUAUGUUCAAAACAUAGAUUCAUAGUUUCCUGAAAUGAGAUUAUGAAUGAAUAUGAAACUAAAAUGUUUUAAUUUUGUCAUCAUUUACUCUCCCUCAUGUCGUUACAAACCUGUAUGACUUUCUAUCUAUUGUGAGACACAACAGAAGAUAUUUUGAAGAAUGUCUCAGCUGUUUACAAACUGAGGCCAAACAAAAUAUGGUGACACGUCAAUAACAUCAAACCUCAUUAAUUCUUGCAUGUCACAGUCACAUGACUAAACAUCAUGAUGUCAUGACACAAACACCAGUGAAGUUUGAUGUUUUUGAUGUCACCAUAUUUGAUUUGGGUUCUGCAUUCAUGAGUUGAUCAAUGAUUUGUGAAUCGAAAUUUGGCUCUUUCAAAAGUAGCAUACUUUUAAAAAGUGUACUUAUGGAAAAAUAAUAUAGUUUAAAAGAAUAUACUUGUGUGAACUAAAUGUAAUGUUUUCAGACACACAACUGCAUGUUAAUUGCCAUUAAAUGAAAUGUAUUAUAGUUUAAUUUCAUAUUUAAAGCAAUUAACUGACCUUAAGAGGGAUUUUUUGACCCACUUAAGUAGGACUGAAAUAAAUCUUCACAUGUAAUUUCAUAAUUCUGUUGUCUUGAAAUAUGUGUAAAAAUAAAUAAAGUGUACUGUCAAAUGUACUAAGCAUGAAUGGUAAGCUAAAAUAUACUGUAAAUGAAGUUGCACUUUACUACUGUUACGAUCACCAGCUGGAGUGCCCUUGAUAGCCACCAGAAGGCACUCCACAUCAGACUAUUGUCAUUCCCUCACAAACUACAUUUCCCAUAACUCACUGCUUAGUCUCAUCAUCCAUGAUUGUCUUCAUCUGUGUCUUAUUAGCUCUUUACCUCUGCCUAUAUAAGUCUGUCAUUCAUUAUGAAAUCUUGUAAGUGUCAUGCUGCAUUUCUGAGUGCUACCUUGGUUUCCUGUCCUUAAUUUUUGACCCUGUUUGCCUGUUUUUGGAUUUGCACUGUUUGCCUAUCUCUUGUGGAUUUCCCUGUUAUGGUUGGACCAUGCAUCAAGCUCCGUUGGCUACGGAGCUUGGCCCACCAUGGUCACCAGCGUGUGCAGUUCUAAUGGUCGCUAGUCCUGUGCUUUCAGUGCCUUCCAGUCCUGUGAUCCCGGCACCAGAGCAUGUUUACAGCAUGGCCGCCAAGCCAAAGCCUCCAGCUAUCAUGGCCGUCACGCCAGAGCCUCUAGCCACCAUGGACGCCACGUCAGAGCCUCCAGCCGCCAUGGAUGCCAUGCCAGAGCCUACAGCCAUCUUGGACGCUACGCCAGAGCUGUCUAUUUUGUGUGUGGGCCACACACUACUCUCCAGCCCAUGAGUCCUCUACAGAGCCUGCUCCACCCAUGAGUCCCAUCCAGAGCCCACUCCAGCCCAUGAGUCCCAUCCAGAGCCCGCUCCAGCCCAUGAGUCCCAUCCAGAGCCCGCUCCAGCCCAUGAGUCCCAUCCAGAGCCCGCUCCAGCCCAUGAGUCGCAUCCAGGGGCCGCUCCAGCCCAUGAGUCCCAUCCAGAGCCCGCUCCAGCCCAUGAGUCGCAUCCAGGGGCCGCUCCAGCCCAUGAGUCCCAUCCAGAGCCCGCUCCAGCCCAUGAGUCCGCUCCAGAGCCCACUCCAGCCCAUGAGUCCUCUGCAGAGCCCACUCCAGUCCAUGAGUCUGCUCCAGAGCUCGGUCCAGUCCAUGAGUCUGCUCCAGAGCUCGCUCCAGCCCAUGAGUCCGCUCCAGAGCCCGCUCCAGCCCAUGAGUCCGCUCCAGAGCCCGCUCCAGCCCAUGAGUCCGCUCCAGAGCCCGCUCCAGCCCAUGAGUCCGCUCCAGAGCCCGCUCCAGCCCAUGAGUCCGCUCCAGAGCCCGCUCCAGCCCAUGAGUCCGCUCCAGAGCCCGCUCCAGCCCAUGAGUCCACUCCAGAGCCCACUUCAGCCCAUGAGAGCCUGCUCCAGACAAGCUUCAGCCCAGGUUUGCUCCAGAGCCCACUGCCCCAGAGUUCAGCCAUGUGUUGGUUCCAGCCUGUGAGCUUCCUGUCUGCCCUGAUGUGACCACAGAGGUUGUCCCAGAGUUUCCUGCCUGUGCUAACAUGACCACAGAGGUCAUGCCUGAGUUUCAUGCCUGCCUUGAUGCGACCACGGAGGUUGGCCAUGAACUUUCUGUUUGCCCAGACACUACCACAGAGGUCAUUCCUGAACUGCCUGUGUGCCUUGACACAACCGCAGAGGCCGUUUAUGAACUGCCUGUUUACCCUAAAAUGACCACAGAGGUCGACCUGUUGGUCCUGUUAUGACCAUGGAUGACACCCCUGAGCUCCCUGGUUGUUUUGACAAGGCCCCUGAGACCAACCCUAAACUCUCUGUGCUCUGUGUUACAGUUUCGCCUAAUCAGCCAUGGUGCUAUCCAGUUCCUUCAGAUCUACGCUGGGGGUCUUCGGCUCCACCGUGGUUGUCAUUGGCUCUGCCUGCUUCUCCACAGUGGUUACAAGCUACACCUUGGUGGCCCUCUGCUCCACCAAUGGGGUCUUCAGUCCCAUCAACUCAGCUGUGGUGGUCUUCUGCCACCACAGCUGAGUUGUGUCACCAGCUGGAGUCCCCUUGAUAGCCACCAGAGGGCACUCCACAUCAGACUAUUGUCAUUCCCUCAUGAACUACAUUUCCCAUAACUCACUGCCUGGUCUCAGUCUUGUAAGUGUUACAAUGCAUUUUUGAGUGCUCCUUUGGUUUCUUGUUCUUUGGUUUUGACCCUGUUUGCCUAUCUCUCGUGGUUUUCCCUUUUUGCCUGGGUUCCUGUGCCCUGUUAUGGUUUGGACGGUUUACCCUGUGUUUAUGAUCUUUUGCUGUUUUUAACUUCGAUUGUGGAUUACUCUUUACAUUACAGACGUCACACUGCACGUCUCCAGCUUCAACGUAACAGUCACCAGGAGGUUUAGUCUUCUUCAGUUUCUCCACCAUUUCAGCCAGAAUGGUGUUUUUACCUAAAGCAGGUCUUGGACUGAAGGUCUGUCUGCACUGAGGACAGCUGUAGACUCUCUUCUCAUCCUCCUGAUCCCAGCAGCAUAUAAUACAGCUCUUACAGUAACUGUGUCCGC
Ctenopharyngodon idella (grass carp) is the source of this 3166-nucleotide messenger RNA. RefSeq lists its product as uncharacterized. Bases 1330 to 2103 code for a protein of 257 amino acids. The record is from RefSeq and is a predicted model, not a curated record. The transcript is spliced from 2 exons. NCBI's taxonomy places the organism in Eukaryota, Metazoa, Chordata, Actinopteri, Cypriniformes, Xenocyprididae.